Messenger RNA from Lycium barbarum (goji berry), 1593 nucleotides. RefSeq lists its product as uncharacterized. Lineage: Eukaryota; Viridiplantae; Streptophyta; Magnoliopsida; Solanales; Solanaceae. The record is from RefSeq and is a predicted model, not a curated record. The transcript has 5 exons. The annotation marks the transcript as partial.
AUGCAUGCUAAAGAUACAGAGGCAGCAGAACUCGGAGCUUUCCAGCUGCAAGAUGUGGCCCAUAUUUGGGAAGCCAAGGCUAUAGAGUUUGAAAAUCUAAGGCAGAAGGACAUGACUGUUCAGGAUUAUUACCUCAAGUUUGUGUCAUUGUCCAGAUAUGCUCCUCACAUGGUCCCUGAUAUGAGGGCCGUGGUUAGAAGAUUUGUACUUGGGCUUAAACCCGAGUUGCACAGAGAUGCCAAUACAACUGCUCAGAAUGACAAGAUGACUAUUUCCAAGAUACUAGCAUUCGUGCAAGGUAAUGAGACCAGGCUGAAGGAAGAAGCAGCCCUGCAGAAGCAGAAAGAUAGGGCAUUCAGUAAGAAGGCUAAGUCUACAGGAAAUUUCAGUCAGGCAGGAACUCAGGGAGGAGGAAACCGCCAGUUUUUCAAGAAUAGGUCAUCAGGACCUACUCAGUCUACAGUUAGCGUCCCAUAUCAGAGGUCCAAGUUUAGCCAGAAGAGUCAAAAUUUUGGAGCAGCUACAUAUCCUCCCUGCAGUAAGUGUGGGAGGAGACACCCAGGGCAGUUGAACAAGGUCACCAUUAAAAAUAAGUAUCCUCUUCCCAGAAUAGACGACCUAUUUGAUCAACUUCAGGGUGCUCAAUGUUAUUCCAAGAUUGACCUCAGAUCAGGAUACCAUCAGUUAAAGGUUAAGGAUGUUGACAUUCCAAAGACCGCUUUCAGAACCCGUUAUGGUCAUUUUGAAUUUCUUGUCAUGUCGUUUGGGUUGACGAAUGCACCAGCAGAUUUCAUGGAUCUUAUGAACAGAGUAUUCAAGCCUUGUCUUAAUUUAUUCGUCAUUGUAUUUAUUGAUGACAUAUUGGUGUAUUCCCGUAGUGAGACAGAUCAUGCAGAGCAUCUCAGGAUAGUGUUGCAGACACUCAAGGAUCGUGAGCUUUAUGUAAAAUUCUCAAAGUGCGAGUUUUGGCUCAAGUCAGUGGCAUUCCUAGGUCAUGUAAUUUCAGGUGAAGGUGUUAAGGUGGACCUUCAGAAAAUUGACGCUGUCAAGAACUGGCCCAGACCCACCUCAGCAUCAGACAUCAGAAGUUUCUUGGGUCUGGCAGGUUAUUAUAGGCGUUUUGUUGAGGGAUUUUUCUCUAUCUCAGCUCCGCUGACUAAGCUGACUCAGAAGAAAGUCAAAUUCCAAUGGUCAGAGGUAUGUGAGCAGAGUUUCGAAGAGUUGAAGAAGAGAUUGACUUCUGCUCCAGUUUUGACACUACCAGAGGGGAAAGCGAAUGUUGUAGCUGAUGCUCUUAGUCGGAAUUUCAUGGGAAGUUUAGCCCACGUGGACGUGGAUAAGAGAGUUAUGACAAAGGAAGUUCACCCAUGCGUCUUGGAUUUCAAAGGUAAUUGGGAUGAUCCCUUGCCUCUCAUUGAGUUUUCUUAUAAUAACAGUUAUCAUGCUAGUAUUGGGAUGGCACCAUUUGAAGCUCUGUAUGGGCGACGGUGUAUAUCACCAAUUGGUUGGUUCGAAGUUGGUGAAGCAGAGUUGUUAGGACCAGAUUUGGUUUAUCAAGCUAUAGAGAAGGUCAAAUUGAUACAGGAGCGUUUG